This is a messenger RNA of Marchantia polymorpha subsp. ruderalis, 901 nucleotides long. NCBI's taxonomy places the organism in Eukaryota, Viridiplantae, Streptophyta, Marchantiopsida, Marchantiales, Marchantiaceae. The record is from the annotation of a GenBank genome assembly.
GGCAAGGGGUUGCAAGAAGGUUCAGACAGCUCACUCUCCACCGUCACGAGGGGCUGAGUCAGUUCAGAGUCUUUCAUCGCUAUGUUUGUUACGUUCUUCGAUCUAACGCCAUGGGCCAUGGGGACGGACCCUCAUAUCUGCGCUUAUUUAAAGCAGAGCCCUAAUCUUUAGUUCCCUUAAAAAGCAGCGACGCUCUUGUAGCUCGUAGUCUGCACUCUAUCCCUCUUUCCAUACAGAAUGGGAAUCCCAAAUGAUACUUCUAAGAAGAACGACUGAGUCAAUGAAUGUGAAGCGUCGAUAGGAAUUUCUGAGUUUCAACAAAAGAGUCAUUGUGCCAGUCUGCCACGCGUAAAGAAAUUGCGUCAAGCUUGCGGAAUUCUGGAUCGAACUAAGAAAGAUCGUUUCAAAAGAACAUUGUAUUCUUUUAAGGUACGGAAUAUACUAUGACGAAGGACAGACAUAUCAUGACAAGGAGCAAUAGAAAGCGGAGUCGAAAAUCAAAACUUCUUCACAAAAAGGAUUUUUCUCAUAUAUUUUUUGUUGAAUGUAUUAUCAGUCAACAAGUCCUUUGGACCCAUGGUUUGCAACAAACUGUCGUUCAUCUCCGUCGCACCACUUCCACCUUUUCUGACCAUGUUCGUCAUACCAGCGAUGGCUUCAAGAUUUGAAUUGGGUGGACAUCGAGGACUAUGCUUGCGAUAUUGCAACCCACGACUCUCACUGUCCAAUUGAGUUCGACUUUCUUUCAAGGUAAUGUCCAUACGAAAAUACAUAGGUGUUAGUUUGAAAGUGGUUUUGGUAUCUGUUUAACUGCAACUCCCUAUCAAUAUUCUUUACAGGACGCAAAUCAGGUGUGGACAACAUGCACCAAUUUCAACAAGCUUGAUUGCCCGUUCAAAUG